This is a messenger RNA of Vombatus ursinus (common wombat), 9181 nucleotides long. It is a transcript of the gene SETD1B, whose product is annotated as SET domain containing 1B, histone lysine methyltransferase. The record is from RefSeq and is a predicted model, not a curated record. Lineage: Eukaryota; Metazoa; Chordata; Mammalia; Diprotodontia; Vombatidae. Gene Ontology annotation, molecular function: RNA binding; histone H3K4 methyltransferase activity; protein binding. Gene Ontology annotation, cellular component: Set1C/COMPASS complex.
CCCAGCGGCACCAUGGCCUUCCGAGGGAUCCGGGCCGGGGGGCGAGGGAGCAGCCACGCCGAAGAUCAUGGCAAAAAGCAGAGUUCAAGUUGGGUUAACGGCAUGGAGAGCAGUAGCCACCACCACCACCAGCAGCCUGGACCUUCGGGGGAGAAGAGAAACCACCAUUGGAGAAGUUACAAGUUGAUUAUUGACCCCGAGCUGAAGAAGGGACAGCAUAAACUCUACCGUUACGAUGGACAGCAUUUCAGCAAGGCUACCCAGUGCUUUCUCUCGGUGAAAAUCGAGGACCCGAGAGUCAGAAGAACAUGGACAAAAACCAAGGAGUUGGAACUUCGUGUCCCCAAAUUCAAGAUCGAUGAGUUCUACGUGGGGCCGGUGCCUCCCAAGCAGGUGACUUUUGCCAAACUGAAUGACAACAUCAGGGAAAACUUCCUGACCGACAUGUGCAAGAAAUAUGGGGAGGUGGAGGAGGUGGAGAUCCUUUACAACCCCAAGAACAAGAAACAUUUGGGCAUUGCCAAGGUGGUCUUUGCCACCGUAAAGGGGGCUCGGGAGGCCGUGCAACAUUUACACAACACCUCGGUCAUGGGCAACAUCAUUCACGUGGAGUUGGACACUAAAGGCGAAACUCGAAUGCGAUUCUACGAGUUGCUGGUGAAUGGCCUGUACACUCCCCAGACCCUCCCAGUGGGCAUCGAGCUGGACACCUCCCCAACAGCCAAUAAAACUUUGCAGUUAACGGAUGCCUUGAAGCGCCUGAAGGACGGUAGCAGUAGCGCGGCCUCGGCCGGCUCCUCGGCAUCUGUCACUCCCAACAGCAGCACGCCCUUCUCCCACGACACCGCCUAUUCCAGCAGCCGCCUGGACACCCCCAACUCCUACGGCCAGUGCACGCCGCUCACGCCCCGCCUGGGCACCCCCUUCUCCCAAGACUCCAGUUACUCCAGUCGCCAGCCCACGCCAUCUUACCACUACAGCCAGGACGCGGGCUACAAGGCCCGCCGUCACGAGACCAAAUUCACGGACGCCUACAACCGCCGGCACGAGCACCACUAUGUGCACAACUCAUCCGGGGCUUUCCGCUCCUCCGAGCACACGUUUGGUGCUGGUGCUGCCGCUGCUACGGCCACCGCCAGCGGCGGCGGCGGGGCUGGAGGGGGUGGAAGUGGCGCCUACAAGCCCCACGUGCAGCCAGAGGCCCCCCAGUAUUCCCAUACUCCCCCUUCAGCCCCCUUGGGCCACACUAGCACCAACUACAAGUCGGCCUUCUCCCCGUACCAGGCUCCGGCCCUGUUUGCCCCGCACCCCGAGGAGCCGGCGACUAUGCCGGCCUUUGCCCAGGCGGGCCGGGACGGUGGGGAGUACCGCCGGGCGCAGCCCCCGGCCGAACCCCCUGCCGUUGUUGCUUCAGCGGCCAAAGAGAGACCCGAGACUCCCCCUGGGCCACCGCCGCCGCCGCCGCCCCCCCCCGAGCUGAACAGCCUGGAGCCCGGCGGGGGCCCCAGCUUUGGCUGGAGCCCUGAGCGUUGCACCAGCCCCGGGACGCCGACCCUGGAGUCAUCUCCGCCAUCCUCGGAGAAGCCACAUGACAGCCUCGACUCCCGCAUCGAGAUGUUACUGAAGGAGCAGAGAACCAAACUGCCUUUCCUGCGGGAGCACGAUUCGGACACAGAGCUGCGCAUGGAGGGCAGCCCCAUCUCCUCCUCUUCCUCUCAGCUUUCCCCGCUGCCCGCUUUUGGCUCCAACUCGCAGCCAGGCUUCCGAGGCCAGACCCCCUCCUCCCGCCCCUCCAGCACGGGCCUGGAGGACAUCAGCCCAACCCCCCUGCCAGACUCGGACGAUGAGGAGGACCUGGGCUUGGCCCUGGGCCUGGGCCCCCGCCCCCCGCCAGAGCCGGGCCCCCCUGACCCAGCUGGUCUUCUGGGCCACGGGGCCGAGACGGCCAAGGAGCUGGCUGGGGAGAGGACACCCACCUCAGAGAAGAUGGAUGAGGGUCAGCAGUCCUCAGGUGAGGACAUGGAGAUUUCAGAUGACGAGCUGCCCUCUGCACCCAUCACCAGCGCCGACUGCCCCAAGCCCAUCGUGGUGAACUCAUCAGUCACCACCCCAGCAGUGCUGGCGACAGCCAUCCCCCUGCCACCCCCUGGCUUCCCACCGCCACUGCCGCCUCCGCCGCCCCCUCCUCCCCAGCCCGGUUUCCCCAUGCCACCCCCGCUCCCCCCGCCGCCGCCGCCACCUCCGCCCCCCACCCACCCAGCUGUAACGGUGCCGCCUCCGCCUUUGCCAGCACCGCCACCUCCCCCAGGGGUGCCCCCACCCCACAUCCUGCCCCCGCUGCCCCCCUUCCCUCCGGCCAUGUUCCCCAUGAUGCAGGUGGACAUGAUGAACGUGCUGGGUGGGCAGUGGGCAGGGAUGCCCAUGUCCUUCCAGAUGCAGACGCAGAUGCUUAGCCGAAUGAUGCAGGGUCAGGGCGUGUGCCAGUACCCUCCAUUCAUGAGUAGCGGCAUGCAGUUUGUGAAUCUGCCCCCCUACCGGCCCUUCUCCAUGGGCGCCACGGUAGGGCGGGGCCAGCAGUGGCCCCCGCUGCCAAAGUUUGACCCAUCGGUGCCCCCGCCGGGGUACAUGCCCAAGAAGGAAGACCCACACAAGGCCACGGUAGAUGGAGUGCUGUUGGUGAUCGUCAAGGAGCUGAAGGCCAUCAUGAAACGGGACCUGAACCGUAAGAUGGUGGAGGUCGUAGCCUUCCGGGCCUUCGAUGAAUGGUGGGACAAGAAGGAGCGGAUGGCCAAGGCAUCCCUGACCCCCGUGAAAUCAGGCGAGCACAAGGAUGAGGAGAGGCCAAAGCCCAAAGACCGCCUCACAUCCUGCCUGCUGGAGAACUGGAGCAAGGGCGAGGGGCUGGGCUACGAGGGCAUGGGGCUGGGCAUCGGCCUUCGAGGGGCCAUCAGGCUGCCCUCCUUCAAGGUAAAGAGGAAGGAGCCGCCAGACCCAGCCUCCACUGGAGACCAAAAGAGAUUGCGGCCCUCCACCUCAGUAGACGAGGAAGAUGAAGAGUCAGAACGGGAUAGGGACAUGUCGGACGUCCCCUCAGACCUGGCCAAGAAGGACCCGGAUGGCGUCAGUAUCCGGAGGCGGCCGGCCCGGCCCCUGGAGCUGGACAGCGAGGGGGAGGAGGAGGACGACAAGGAGGAGUCGUCUUCAUCGUCCUCGUCGUCGUCGUCCUCGUCGUCGUCGUCCUCGUCUUCGCUGUCCUCGUCGUCAUCGUCAUCCUCAGAGAAGGAGGAGGAUGAGGAGGACAGGCUGGCCAAGACCUCCUCUGACAAGGAGGACGAGGAGGACGAGGAUGUGGAUGAGGAAGAGGAGGAGGAGGAAGGGGACGAGGAAGAGGAUGAAGAAGAAAUGGCUGAGGUGGAGAUUAGUGAGAAAGAAGAGGAGCUGGGCUCUGAAGGAGAGGAUGUUGGAAGUGUGCCCUCCUCCAAGGCAGAGGCCACGUCCUCCGAAGAAAGUGAGGACUCUUCAGAUUAUGAGUCCAGUUCAGAGUCCGAGGAGGAGGAAGAGGAGGAGGAGGAGGAGGAAGAGGAUGAGGACGAGGCUGAGGCCGAGGAAUUAGCGGCGGAAGCGACAGCUGGGGAAAGCCAAGACCCGCCGGGAGCCGGGGAGCCAGCCGUGGAGGCCGGAGCGCUCGUGGAGGAUGAUGACGAGGUGGUGACCAUCCUGGAGUUGACGCCGGUGGUGGAUGAGCCAGACUUACCCAACUUGGGGGCGGAGGAGACAGCGGGAGUCGGGGAUGCCCCGGAGCUGCCAGGCCUCAAGCAGGUGGGAGAGAUGUUGGCUGAGCUCCCCAUCUCAGCCGGGCCCCCGGAACCGCCGAGGCACCUGACCCCGUCACCUGUGGAUGCUUCAGGGGAAGAGUUAGAGGCAGAGCUCAAACCUGCAGAGAUCCCCAAGGAGACAUCUUUGCGGCAGCUGCAGCGACUGCCCAGUCCGUCUGUCCUUCCCCCAGAGGCCGCACCUCAGCAGGGCAGCUUCCUGCUGGAGGCUGAGGUGGAGGGCCGGCCCCACACCCUAGGCCCCAAGGUGGUCCUUCCUCUGGAACCAGAGCCCCUUCGACUUCAGCCUCUGUUCCCUGUCAGGCCCCCCCAGCCGCUGCCUCUCCCGGAAGAGCCCCUGCAUGAAGAACACCCCCCCCGGACGCCAGGCCGGGACCCUCUGGCCAAGUCCCAGAGCACAGAGACUGUGCCAGCCACGCCGGGCAGUGACACCCCCCUCACUGCCAGCAGCCUGGCCCUCAGUUCCCCCCAGGUUCCCAGCAGCCCCUUCUCCUACCCGUCUCAGUCUCCGGGGCUCAGUGGUGGUGGCAUCCCUCGGACGCCUGGGAGAGACUUUAGCUUCACACCCGCUUUUCCUGAGCCCGUGGGGCCCCUCCCUCUGUCUGUCUGCUCCCUCCCACCUGGCAAGAAGCUCCCUGGGGAUGAUCGACCAGGGCCUGCUGCUCCAGCUUCUUCCAGCCCCCUGGAAACCAGUUUCCCCCUGCCCGUGUCUCUCCCGGUGCCCCUCCCGGUGCCCGUCCCUCUGCCAGUCCCUCUGCCCCUCCCUCCGGGUCCAUUGUUGCCCCGCUCUUCUACCUUGCUACCUCUGCCCUUGACCUUGCCCCUGGCUCUGCCUCUGGCCCCCUCCCUACCAAGCCCCUGCCCCCCUCCCACCAAGAGGAAGCCCGGGAGGCCCAAGCGCUCGCCCCCAGCUGUGCUCACCCUGGACGUGCCUCCGGGAAGGCUCGCCGCUGUGCCUCCUGAGGCGGCGGGCCCCAAGCUGCUGCUGCUGGCAGGGCAGCCCCCUGCCGCUGCCUCCUUCCACGGGGCACCAGACCCCCGCGUCGUGACGCUGGACUUCAGGAACGACGGGGGCCUUCCUCCCCCGCUCCCGCCCCCACCGCCACCCCCACCCCCGCCCAACGAGACCGCCAAGCUCCCUUUCAAAGAGCUUGAGAAUCAGUGGCCUGAGCAGCCGCCUCCCCCUGACCGCGGGCCAGAGGAGGAGGGGGAGAAUGGUGACGGAGGCGGCUUCAGCAAGCCCAAAUUGCCUUGGCGCCGGCCGCCCAAGAAGCGGCACGAGGACGUGGUCGUCCCCUCCCUGCCACCCCCUUCCCCCGACUUCCCGUCGCCCCGGCGCCCCCUCUUCCGGCCCCGCUCAGAGUUUGAGGAGAUGACCAUCCUGUAUGACAUCUGGAACGGCGGCAUCGACGAGGAGGACAUCCGUUUCCUGUGCGUCACCUACGACCGGCUCCUCCAGCAGGACAGCGGCAUGGACUGGCUCAAUGACACGCUCUGGGUCUAUCAUCCCUCCACCAGCUUCUCUACUCCCAAGAAGAAAAAGCGAGAGGACGGCAUUCGGGAGCAUGUGACUGGCUGUGCCCGCAGUGAGGGUUACUACAAGAUCGACAAGAAAGACAAACUAAAAUACCUCAACAACAGCCGCGCCUUUGCCGAGGAGCCCCCAGCAGACACCCAGUUCCGGAAGAAAAAGCUGAAAUUCUGCAAGAGUCACAUCCACGACUGGGGUCUUUUCGCCAUGGAGCCCAUCGCGGCCGAUGAAAUGGUCAUCGAGUACGUGGGGCAGAACAUCCGGCAGGUAAUCGCAGACAUGCGGGAGAAACGCUAUGAGGACGAGGGCAUCGGGAGCAGCUACAUGUUUCGGGUUGACCACGAUACAAUCAUCGAUGCGACAAAGUGUGGCAACUUUGCCAGGUUCAUCAACCACAGCUGUAAUCCAAACUGCUAUGCCAAGGUCAUCACCGUGGAAUCCCAGAAGAAGAUUGUCAUCUACUCCAAACAACAUAUCAACGUCAACGAAGAAAUCACCUACGAUUAUAAAUUCCCCAUCGAGGAUGUCAAGAUCCCCUGUCUGUGUGGCUCUGAAAACUGCCGAGGGACUUUAAACUAGGAUGCCAGGGAGCUGGGCGUGCUUUGCCAAAAAAAGAAAAAGGGAAAAAAGAAAGCCCCACCCCGGUUCAGCCCAGCCCAGCGAGUUGCUUUGGGCACAGGCUCCUAGGAGCCCAGCUCUCCCCAGCCCACCCUCAGGUGCUGUCCCUCACCCCAGGCCCCGCUCGGGGCCACCCAACACUACCCACCCUCCUGAACCCUCCCUCCCUCCUCGUCCUCCUCCUACUUGUGGGGAAAGACGCUCCCUCCCUCUCUAAUUUUUUAAUUAUCAUCUUUAAUUUUUUUAAAGUCACACAAACGUAUCCCCUCUCCCGCAAAUGCUGCUACAUUUUUUUUUUCCUCCUCCUCCUCAAAAAGACAUUUUUCACCAUUCAAAAGUGGAGCCAGAGAUGGAGGGAGAAAUAUUACGCUUUUUGGAAGAGAGAUCGGGGCACAGAGCCUGGAGGAGGAAGAAUGGGGAUCUUGGGUACCAGGACAAAGGCUGUUGGCUCCCUGCCCUCAGUAUGUUUUGGGAGCCCUCCCUUCUCUCCCCAAUCCCGCCAACGUCCAGUUCUGUAAGACCCUGCCCUUCAGCCCUGAUGUUAACCGUGGGAUGCCAGAGGAGGGAGCAGGGAGUGGGGCAUGGCCCUCUGUUCUCCUCCGUAACACUGUUCCUGCGGCCGUCACCCAAAGGUUGGUUUGGUUGAAGUCUCUGGUAGGGGAUGGACCCCUGACCAAGUGGGACCUUGAAGGCCUUGUUCCUUGGGACCUUGGAUGUUUUCUGUCCCAGUCUUGGGGAGCAGGGAAAUACUGAAAGCCAAUGGUUAAUCUCCUGCCCUUUUUCCCACCCCAGUGUCUUUCCUUUUCUCUUGCCCAGCCCCUCCCCUCCCCCCAGCUCCUCCAUCCGUUGGGAUGGCCUUCAGUGCUCACUCACUCUUCCUCUUCCUCACUCGGUCUGAGCUGGGGACCUGCAGCUAUUCAUGUGGGGUUGGGGAGGGGGGGAUCUGCUUGGCUUUUACUCUCUCUCUUUUUUUCUUGAUCUGUCUUCCUUCCCUGGUGCUGGGGAGCCGGGCAGGUGCUAUGUAUAGGUUGAGAAGUGGGACAGAACUGGGCGUGGGGGAGCCUGGCUUCUUGAGGUUCGCCUUCUCAGACCGUGUUCCUUGCCCUGGCCUCCACCUCCCACCCCAUGGCCACCCCUGGGAGGUAGCAGGGGGCAUGCCUGGAUCUCUAAAAUGUUUACUUUCUCAUUCAGAUGCCAGCAAGAAGGGGGUGAGACAGAGUGGUCAGGGUGAGGGAGGGGGUCUUCCAAAGGAAACCAGGGCCUCACCCGAGCCUCUGGCCUGCCCCCUGAUAGCCAGCAGCCAGGGCAGGGCCCUUUAGGUGCUGUGUAGUUUUCUCCCCAAGAGCCUAGGGAAGGGGACUGGCCAGGGGCCCGUGGGUGGGAGCUCCCCUAGUGCUUGGCCUGUCCAGGCUGGAUCCUUCCCUGGGAGAUAUAGUGGAAACCCAGGGGAGAAGAGGCCGCAGGGCUGCUGCCCAAGGCUAACGUGCUUCCUACCCUCUGCCCUUUUCCCUAGUUCUUCUUCCUUUCUCUGCCAUUACGGGUUGUCUUUUAUGAUAGGUGUUUCUCUUUCAGAAGACACACCACAAAACUCAUCUGCUCUCUGCUGGGAUCCCUGGGCCCGGGGACACCAUUGGGCUUCCCUCACCUCAUUGUCCACCCAUCCGUCCGUCCGUCCAUCUGUCCUAAUUACCACCAGCCUGUCUACUUCUCUGUCUGUAUCCAGGAUCCCAAGGGUGGACCAGGGAGGGAUGGGAACCCAUCUCGAAGAUAUUUAUAUUGAAAAAAAAAUGCAAACAGUUUCAUUUUCUCCCGUGAGGAAGGAAAAAGAAAACGAUUUUUUAAUGUUGGACGGAAGUCUCCAGUAGCUUUCAGUAGGUGUGUCCCCAUCCCCUCCACUCCAAAAACUUUCAGGAUUCAUUUCAAUGCUUUUUGUGUAUAGACCAGGAAAGACUAAAAGGACACAUAAAAAAAGCCACAAGCAUUUUGGAGUAAAAAUCAACGCCUCAUCUGUACAUAGGCCACUGGGAUGACCUUCUCUUGGGAACAUUGUUUCUUGUAGAAACACGUGGAAAAAAUUUUUUUUGAGGAUUUCUUUGUACUUGGGGGGGAAAGCCCCGAUAAACCCAACAACAGGGGGAAAAAAAAAACAAGUGAGUUUGUAAAUACUUUAUGAAAAAAAGGAACUUAUUAUAAUUUGGACUCGUUUUUAGCAAGAUGACAGCUUUCCCUCCGAGCCGCCUGCUGAAGCCCCAGCUCACGCGAGGAGCCGCUAGCAUCUCUCUCUCGGCUUGUGUCAAGCUUCUUACCGUGUAAAUUCUGUACAAAAAAAACCUUGGGUUUGAUUUUGUUUGGGGGUUUGGGUUUUUUUGUUUUGAUUUUUUUUUUUUUGGUUCUUUUUGUAUGUGUGCCCUGAUUGAUGUGUGUCUGUAUGUGUGUGUGUGUGUGAGUGCGUGUCCAAUUAGACAAAAUUAGCAGCAUCGAAAUGGAGGGGAAGACGCAGGCCAGCCCUAGCCCUUUCCUUUCUGUUUUGGGUUCAGGCCUUGUCUGCCAACUUAAAUGUGUAAGAGAGAGAAAAAAAAGAAUAUAUAUAUUUAUUUCACAGAAGGAAGACGUGUACAGUGUGCGGAGAAGGGUCUAUUUAAGCAAGUUCUGGAUCCCAGCCCCCCCCAACUCCCCUAAGAGAUGUUUCUCUCCCAAACUAGAUUGGGGCAAGCACUAAGGGAGAAAAGGGGGGGAGGGCAUAAGAUGGUUUGAAUGGGACCCCUCCCCCAAAUCCCUCCCCCUUCACCAAGUUGGUUCCAAGGAUGAGAGCAGGGAAGGGCCCCCUCCAUCAGAGGAGGGAGGGGAUUGUUUGCAAUAACUAAGAAAAUGCAGUCAUUUUUAGUUUGAUUUGAUUUGACAAAUUCUUUGCUUUGAAGAUUUCUGCCUCUAGGUUUUCUUUUUGUUUUUGUUUUUUUGGUUUGUUUUCUCCCCCCCUCACCAUAAAAAAAAAAAAAAGGCAAUUGAAUUUUUGGGCCAUUUUGUGUAUCUAGACCCCGCCCUCUGUACGUCACCUGUUUUUGAAGAAAAAUGUUUCUGUUGUGGGUGCAUCUUGCUGUAAAUACUUGUUCAUAUUUUUGUGAAUUCAAUACUAUGUACCAUUGUAUUAUAGUAACUUUUAUAAAGCAAACCCUAAAUAUACUGACUUUUCUUACAGAAA